AUGGACUUUACAGGUUAAUUUAGACUUGAUGAAGAUUCCUUCAAUUUUAAUGUAUUUUAGACACCUGUAAAAGGAAUAAUUUAAGGUAAAAUAUUUCAAAACAAACUUAUGAAUUGGUUGAAUUAAUCCAUAUAUUAACGCGCAUUUAUUUUGGCGCUUAUACUAUAAUUUGGUGGCAAAAUUAUUUAUUUUAGAUUUUGAAGGUCCUUGUGAUUCUCAAACAAAUACUAAUAAAAAAUUAUUUGUUUAGAAUGAGCCAUUUGAAAUCAGCAAAAUUUAAUUUGAUUCUCCAAAAUCAUUAAAAAAAUGGAGUUUGAAAUACAUAAGUAAAAGAGUUGAAAAAGAACUACAAAAUAAAAUAGUUGGUUACUCAGAAAUAUGUUAAAAGCUAACAGAGGAAAUGACUUAAGAAAUGGAAGGCCAUUCUGAUUAUGGGUCAAAAGAUAUAAAAAAUUUAAGAAGAAGGGUUUAUGAUGCAUUAAAUGUUAUGAUUUCUAUUGGAAUAGUCGUAAAAGAAAAGAAAAUGUUGAGAAAGAAUGAAGAAAGCUAAGUCAACAUUACAAAAUAGAAUUUACUAUUUCGUAAGGUAAAUUUAAUUAUUUAAUUCAACAGCAAAAAUUAAAGGAAUUAUUAUUGCAAAAAAAAUAAUAGUUAACAAAUUCUAUAAAAAAACAAGAGACACUUUAAAAUUUGGUAAAGUUUAACAAAGAAAGAGAAACAAGUGAACAUGAAAAAAUCAAAUUCCCAUUUCUUUUAGUUAAGACUUAAUUAACAAAUUCAGAAGAUGUAUAUUAAAAAAUAAUUUUAGGAAGAAUUAAUAUUAGAAUCCUAUAAAUCUAUGGAUUAUUUGAAAGUUUUGAGUAAGAAUAAAUUAUAGAUUUUUGGAAUAUUAAGCAUUGCUUAGUAAUUGUUUCAAAUUUAAUAAUCUAAAAAUUGA
This is a messenger RNA of Paramecium sonneborni, 937 nucleotides long. NCBI's taxonomy places the organism in Eukaryota, Ciliophora, Oligohymenophorea, Peniculida, Parameciidae. The record is from the annotation of a GenBank genome assembly.